Limanda limanda (common dab) is the source of this 2883-nucleotide messenger RNA. RefSeq names its product calcium release activated channel regulator 2Ab (gene cracr2ab). The transcript has 17 exons. The coding region runs from base 66 to 2573 and encodes 835 amino acids. Gene Ontology annotation, molecular function: GTPase activity; GTP binding; calcium ion binding. Lineage: Eukaryota; Metazoa; Chordata; Actinopteri; Pleuronectiformes; Pleuronectidae. The record is from RefSeq and is a predicted model, not a curated record.
AGGCCGGACGUGUGAUUGCAGAAGUACCUCAAGUGCCCUUAGAAAGAGAGAAUAACAGAGAGGCAAUGGAGGAAGAGAGCAGGGUGAACGGCUUCAGACUGAGCUCAGGCAGGAGGGGCUCGGACUGGGGUCGCAUCGGCCUCCUGGACAAGACCAAGGAGUUCUUCCAGACCUGCGACGUGGAGGGCAAAGGCUUCAUCACCCGCACCGACAUGAGGAGGCUCCACAGGGAGCUGCCGCUGUCUGCGGCCGAGCUGGAGGACGUGUUCGACUCCCUGGACACAGAGCAAACAGGUUACCUCACGCUGGAGGUCUUCUCCUCAGGAUUCAGUCAGUUCCUGCACGGCCGAAGGAUCUCCAUCGCCGACGACCACAGCAACCGGGCCCCCAGCCCCACGUGCCGAGCCAACGAGGCUCUCUAUCAGAGCCAGUGGGAGGCCAAGCUGUCAGGAGGCGAGGACGAGGAGGAGAGGCACUUCUCCAUGCUGCUGGAGACCCUGGGAGCCAGUCACGUGUUCGAGGAUCCAGGUGAGGUGCGCAGUCUCUGGGCGGAGCUCCGGCGAGACGAGCCUCACCUCCUGUCCAACUUCGAGGAGUUCCUGGCCAGGGUCACCCACCAAAUAAAAGAGGCCCACCAGGACAAGAAAGAGAUGGAGAGCGCCCUCCAGAGGAAGUCCGCGACACACGACAGCGAGAUCCGCAAUUUGUACGAGGAGAUGGAGUCGCAGAUCAAGAACGAGAAAGACAGGCUGCUGCUGAAGGACUCUGAGCAUCUCCAGUUGCGCAGCCACGACCUGGAGCACCAACUGGUUUCAAAGGAAAAGGAGCUGGAACAGAUUUUCCAGAAACAGAAGAGGUUGGAGCUCCAGUGCCGCGAGCUGAGCAGCGAGAAGCAGGAGAGCCACGUGGAGAACGUCAAGCUGAAGAUGACCAACGACGAGCUGCUGCGGGCGCUGGAGAGCACCAGCCAGGAGCUGGGGCUGGCCCAGGAGCAGCUGACCAUGCUGCAGGAGCAGGCCGCCCGGCUGCACCAGGAGAAGGAGAUGGAAAUGUACAGAGUAACUGAGGGCCUGCAGAGAGAGAAGCAAAGUCUCAUGAAGCAGCUUGACCUCCUCAGAGAGAUGAACAAACAUUUGAAAGACGAGCGAGACAUUUGCGCUGGUGUACCUCGAACAUCGCUCAGAAAGAAGCAGAAGCAGAGAGCCGGCCUCGGCAGCAUGUUCGACGACACCAGCCAGCCGGUGAAAAGAGCCCCUCUCUUGGUGGACGGGUCCUUCCAGUCUCUGGAGGCCUUGCCCAGAGAGCACCUUCAAAUCGUGUUUUUUGCUUCCUCCUCCUGUAGUGAGGAAGAUACCCCCAAUACCCCCACAACCAGUACCUUCUCCUCCUCCUCCUCCUCCUCUUCCAUCCCCGUGGUCAGCACCCCUGCCUCCCAGCAGCGCCCGGCAGCCAAGAAGAACUCCAGUUUAUCCAACGGCUGCGCCAACUCCGCUCCUCCCAAAGUGCACGAUGUGAAGACGAAAGCCAAAAGGUGGCCUAGCAAGAUGGCUCCAGUGAAGAGGGUGGCGAGGAAAGACAGAGAACGAGGGAGGCGAGUGGAGGUCGAGAAGAAGCCGGGGGUAGAGGAGGAGGGGCUGGACUCCCCAAUAGACGGGUGGCCCCUCCGUCGAGUCAUCUCCAUCGAGGAGGAUCACCUGCCCCACUUGCUCCUGGGCGGGCCCCAGGUCUUACUGCACCAGCUCAGUGAGGAGGAGGAUGAGGAGGAUGAAGAUGAGGCGGAAGAUGCAGCGGCAGCACAGGGCGACAUUGAACCUACUGUUGUCAUGGCAGCAGACGUCCCCGCCGCCCUGACCUCUAGUCGUCUUCCGGUACCGGCGGAAGCUCACUUGGCGAGGAAAUCCCGCCUUGGCCUGGCAAAAAAGACGCCCAUGUCUCCGAGAGGACAGCCUGUAGGGAAGGAGACGCAACAAAAGACCAGAGAAGUGGAACUCUUCCUCCCGGACCGCCUCUUCAAAGUCGUCCUGGUCGGCAACUCCAGCGUGGGCAAGACGUCGCUGCUGCGCUCCUUCUGUGAGGGUCGCUUCCACCCGGCCACCACCGCUACUGUGGGUGUUGACUACAGUGUGAAGACACUAACCCUGGACAGCAUGCAGGUAGCCAUGCAGCUCUGGGACACAGCGGGUCAAGAGAGGUACCGCAGCAUAACCAAGCAGUUCUUCCGCAAAGCCGACGGCGUGGUGGUGAUGUACGACGUCACGGUGCAGGAGAGCUACUCGGCCGUGCAACCCUGGCUCGUCAACGUCCAGGAAGCUGCAGGAGAAGGGAUCCCUAUCCUCCUUAUAGGCAAUAAGAUGGACAUGGAUGGAGAGAGGGAGGUGUCAUUUAAAGAAGCCGAGCAACUGGCUUAUGAGAACAAGGUGAUGUUCUUCGAGGUCAGUGCCUACACAGGCAAGAACGUGGCCGAGUCCCUGACGCACCUGGCCAGAGUGUUAAUGGAGCAGGAGGACCGGGUGAGAGACACGACAGUCAGCCUCAGUGCUCAGCCCGUGAAGAAGAAAGCCUGCUGCAAGUGAAGACUCACUGAACGACACAAAGAAAACAGCGAAAGCUUUUGGAAGAAAUCGAAUUCUGAUCACUUCCAAACCUGCAUUAUUAGAAGAGAUUGGUGAAAUCAGUUUCUACUUGUGUUAAGGACCUUGACAUAGAAUGCAGUGCAGUGAACUGCAGUGAAACUAAGGUGCUGCACUAUUUCAUGUAAAUAACGCUUUGAUGCUGUAUUACAGUUGUGCUGUCAACAAGAUUUAAGGUACAAAUAUUGUCUGUAAAAUAAUAACUUUCAAUAACCUUCGACGAAGAGAAAAAACACAAAUAUACUUUAGGCUU